Ostreococcus lucimarinus CCE9901 is the source of this 1211-nucleotide messenger RNA. RefSeq names its product DMT family transporter: phosphate/phosphoenolpyruvate. The transcript has a single exon. The coding region runs from base 158 to 1168 and encodes 336 amino acids. The record is from RefSeq and is a predicted model, not a curated record. Gene Ontology annotation, molecular function: antiporter activity. Lineage: Eukaryota; Viridiplantae; Chlorophyta; Mamiellophyceae; Mamiellales; Bathycoccaceae. Gene Ontology annotation, cellular component: trans-Golgi network; endosome; Golgi apparatus.
CGCGACGGUCGGACCGCGCGCGACGACGCGCGAGGCGGCGACGACGCGCGAACCGAAAGAAAGAACGAACGAACGCGCGCGCGCGACGACGCGCGGGUCGAACGCGCGCGAACGAAGCGACGACGCGCGCGCGAAAGAAGCGACGAGGGCGAACACCAUGAGCGACGUCGGCGGGAAGAGCGCGAAAGAGCUGUCGAUGUCGGCGUAUCUCACGGCGAUGACGUAUGGGGUGGCGUACAUCACCGCCGCGACGACGAUCAUCAUGCUGAAUAAGUACAUGCUGAGCGUGACGGCGUUUCAUUAUCCCAUCGUGUUGUCGUCGCUGGGCGUCGUCUGCGGGUGGACGCUGAGCCUGAUCGGCGUGCACGUGACGAAGACGGUGGAUAUCUCCACGCACGGUGAUAUUACGUUUACGACGUGGGUGAAGAACGUGUUGCCGAUCGGGUUUUUUCAAGGAACGACGCUGAUGCUCGGGAACAUGGCGUACUUUCAUCUCACGCUGUCGUUUUUGCAAAUGGUCAAGGCGCUGUCGCCGGCGGUGUUGUUCUUCAUCUUGUAUCUCACUGGGUUGGAUAAGUGGCACGCCAAAGUCGCCAUGGCGGUGGCUGUUAUUAUUGGCGGUACGUUGAUCGCGUCGCUCGGCGAGACGAGCUUCACGUGGGUCGGAUUCGCUUUGAUUUUUGGCGCAGAAUUGACAGAGGCGUUUAAGAACGCGUUGAUGCAAUUCUUGCUCGCGAAUAAAAAGUUCAGCAUGUGGGAAGGGAUGUACUUCAUCUCCCCCGCCUCGCUUAUCUUUCUUCUUCUCGCCGCGACGGCGUUCGAAUUCAAGCACAUGCGUGAGAACGACGCUUGGGGCAUGAUGGUGGACAAGCCUUACUUGUUCGUCGCCGCCGGCUUUUUGGGCUUCGUCGUCAACUUUUGUUCCCUCGGCGUCAUCAAGCACAUCGGUUCUCUCACCCUCAAAGUCCUCGCUCAGCUCCGAUCGAUUCUCAUCAUCGUCUUCGGCGUCGUCUUCUACCACGACGUCGUCACCCCGAUGCAAAUGUUCGGUUACGGCGUCGCCCUCGUCGGUUUCACCGCAUACAACGUCGCCAAGGUGCAGGCCAAGGAGCAAGAGAUUUUAGAAGAACAGCGCGAGGCGGGACUGAGCAAGCCGCUCUUACCCUGAGCGCCGAACGAUCGCAUCUGAUGUGUGUAGCUUUUCGUAGUCA